Molecule: messenger RNA, 4579 nt
Organism: Oryzias melastigma (Indian medaka)
Lineage: Eukaryota; Metazoa; Chordata; Actinopteri; Beloniformes; Adrianichthyidae
Product: SH3 and PX domain-containing protein 2A
Exons: 13
Coding region: 551-3766 (1071 amino acids)
Biological process (GO): superoxide anion generation
Molecular function (GO): superoxide-generating NADPH oxidase activator activity; protein binding; phosphatidylinositol binding
Source: RefSeq, a predicted model, not a curated record
UCCACUAGAGGGCAGCAGAGUCUCACAUCAGCAGGGACGGAAUCCAGACUUUUUUUUUUGGUUUGUGUUGUUUUGCUUUUAAGAAUAAAAAAAUAGUUUGAAUAAAUAAAGACACAUAAAGACAGAAGAAGUAUACUCUGUCUCCGUGGUUGAGUCUGUAGUGUUUGUGUGAAGACUCCUAUGAAGCGUCCUCAGCCAGCUGAGGAGGGACCGCCCCGUCCUGCCUGUCCUCCUGUCCUGGGAGUUAGUAACGCGAUUAUUUGGGGGGAGAUCCUAGUUAAACAACAUUCUUACUGCGCUGUCAUGCUUAUAGACGCUUAGGACCGCCUGACGACGUUUCUUCAUGGAAGCCAUUGUUUGAAGUUUUGUUUUUUUCCUCUUCUUUUCCUUCCUCAUCUGCAUAACUUUUUCUUGAAGUGUCCACAGCAGCUUUUGUUGGUGCGAGCUCUUCAUGCACAGGUUUUCAUGGCUGAACGCCUUCUUUUGUAACAGAAAAAAAUAACAUUUUUAUCCUCUCAUAUUUAUAUAAUAUUGGUGCAAGUCUGUGAAGAUGCAGUUCCGCACCGUCCGGGACGUAAAUGUUGUGGACGUGCAGAAGAGAAGGAGUCCAUCCAAACACUAUGUGUACCUAAUCAACGUCACCUAUUCAGACACCACCUCCCAUGUCAUAUACCGGAGAUACAGCAAAUUCUUUGACUUACAGAUGAGAAUUCUUGACAAAUUCCCAAUUGAGGGAGGACAGAAAGACCCAAAAAAGAGGAUCAUCCCCUUUUUGCCAGGGAAAGUCUUGUUUCGCCGCAGUCACAUCCGAGAUGUUGCUGUCAGAAGACUGAGGCACCUGGAUAAUUACUGCAACGCUCUGAUGAAGCUCCCCUCCCACAUUUCCCAAAGUGAGGAGGUUCUUCAGUUCUUUGAAACAAAGUCAGAGGAUCUAAACCCUCCCACAGAAGACUGCGGGAGUUCUGGCAAACGGAAAUCAGGUCUGGAUGCGUCGGAUCCUAUGCUCCUUGAACAGUAUGUGGUGGUGGCUAAUUACGAGAAACAAGAGCCUGCAGAAAUCAGCCUGCAAGCAGGAGAAGUCGUGGACGUCAUUGAAAAGAGCGAAAGUGGUUGGUGGUUCGUCAGCACCGCAGAGGAACAGGGUUGGGUCCCCGCCACCUAUCUCAACUCCCACAGUGGCACUCGGGACGACUUGGAGCUGGGCGCCUCCAAAACCGGAGAAGAAGAGAAGUACAUAACGCUGCAGCCAUACUCCAGUCAAGGCAAAGACGAAAUAGCUUUUGAAAAAGGAGAAAUUGUGGAGGUGAUACAGAAGAAUCUGGAAGGAUGGUGGUUUAUCAGGUACCAGGAUAAAGAGGGCUGGGCUCCAGCCUCUUAUCUCAAGAAGGUGAAAGAUGACUUCUCUCCUCGUAAGAAGACGGCAGCGGGCCCGGUGGAAAUCAUCGGAAACAUCAUGGAGAUCAGCAACUUGCUUAACAAGAAGGCUUUGAGUGAAAAGGACGUGCAGACAGAAGGUGUCCCGGAGAGUCCUCAGGUUGUCAGGAAGGAGAUCAGUUUGCCAAUCCCAUGCGGUGACUCCAGCCCCGAUAACAGCUCCCUAGACGGGAAAAGUAAACCAGAGCCCGGCUCACCGGCUGUAGCUCGUAUCGCCCCACAUCGAGUGGAGAUCGGUUCUCCUGUCCUGAGACAGAAACCUCCACCUCGUAGAGAUGCAACACUGGGGUUCCCACUGCCCUGCCCUCCUGAGGCCCCAUCGGUUGAAGCAGAGUAUUACACCAUCGCUGAUUUUCAGUCAUGUAUUUCUGAUGGCAUCAGUUUCAAUGGAGGACAAAAGGCAGAGGUAAUUGAGAAAAAUUCUGGUGGCUGGUGGUACGUCCAGAUUGGCGAGAAGGAGGGCUGGGCUCCAUGCUCCUACAUUGACAAACGCAAAAAACCCAACUUGAAUAGAAGAACAAGCACUUUGUGCCGCCCAAAAGUUCCUCCUCCAGCUCCACCUGUCAAAAAGCAGGAUUCAGUGGAGGCCGCGACUCCCAGCACUCCCAGCAGCCCCGGAUCUGAGGCCCCAGAAUACCCUGUACCCCCCGGGAGGCCAGUGUACGAAGAACCAGAAUACGAUGUUCCUGCCAUUGGCGAUCUGGACCUUGAGUCUGAGUUUGAAUUCCUGAGGGGAGAAGCUUCCCUGGUGGAUGGAAAGAAUGAAGACACCUGCUCUGAGAGAGGUUCUCAUUUGUCCUCCAAGCCCUCCCCAGCCUCGUCGCUCCACAGCGCCUCCUUCAAAAUGGGGGAGUCGUUCGAGGAGACCCAGGAGGCAGAGGCGGACGAAGAGUGCAUCUACGAGAAUGAUGGGUUCCGGCCUUUCAGGGAGACUCCAGACAGGCAGUGCAGCAGAGACUCAAACUCAUCCAAGACAAGUGUCUCGUCAGAAACUGGCAAGACUGCAAACCCGACAUCCGGUGGACGGAAAUCUGCAGGCAACAAACUCAAGGCCGACUUGAACGGUAGCUUGUUUUCAGUCAAACCAGAUGAAGCAUCCAGUCCAAAGUCUGCCUGCACAGAGUCCAUGCCAGAUCUGUCCAUUCCCAAGAAAGAUCAAGAGGAAAGCAAGAACUCCUCUUCCACCAAGUCAUCUUCCAAGUUAAGACCAGUGGUGAGGCCCAAACCACAGCUGGCAAAAGCCUCCAGUGCAGAGAAGAUGGACAUCAGCACUUUGAGAAGACAGCUGCGACCAACAGGCCAACUGAAGAAUGGAACCAAAGGCAAAGGAGAAGACUUGGAGACUGCAUCCGUCAUUUCUUCAGAAGACUCCUUCUCCUCUCAGAGCACAUCCGAUCUCUCGUCUACCUACUCCAAAGGCAGCCGGGGGGACUCGGACGUGGAGGUUAGCAACUUGUAUCGCACCACGGAUCCUUACGAGAAAGUUCAGGACACUGAGCUCAGCUUCCCCGCCGGGGUUGAAGUGGAGGUGCUGGAGAGGCAGGAAAGCGGCUGGUGGUACAUACGCUGGGGAGAUGCAGAGGGCUGGGCUCCCACUUACUAUCUGGAGCCAGCCAGGCAACAAGAAGACGCAGCGGAGUCGGAAUCUGACGGCACCCCUAAGAAACCCGGAAAUUUGAGCAAGUCCAACAGCCUGGAGAAGAAUGAGCAAAGGGUGCGGGUGUUGAACAACAUCAACCAGAACCUUUGGAAGGCCACUCCACCGAUCCCCUCAAAGCCUCCAGGCGGCCUCUCCAAACCCUCCAGCCUGUUCAGUUCCUUGAAGCAGAGCGGCACCAAACAGCAGCAGGUCGUCAGACCUCAGUCUGUCUUUAUCUCCCCGCCAAUCCGGGAUGGUCCAAGCCCCGUUGGCUCCCUCCGAAGAAACGAGUCCCUCAACUCAACGGACCACCCGCGGGCCAGCCCCACCGUUCGCCGCAAUGCCUCCUUUGGCACCGUGCCUCCCAGUCUGGCCCCAAACAACAUCACCCUCCCCAACAGGAAGAAACCUGCUUCCAGUAGCUCAGAGUUUCUGGGCCUCAGCGCCCAGAAGAACACCCUCCCUGUGUCCACCGUGAAACCCAAGCCCCACAUUAUCCACAACAACCUCAAAGAGGUCUACAUCUCCAUCGCAGAUUACCUUGGCGACGAGGAGACCAUGGGAUUCCCAGAGGGAACCAAUCUGGAGGUGCUUGAAAAAAACCCCAAUGGCUGGUGGUACUGCAAGGUUCUGGACAAUGGCAGGCCGAGGAAAGGAUGGGUCCCGUCAAAUUACCUCGAGAAGAAGCACUAGCACUCGUGGCUGGAGUCGUCCUCUAGACAUGCAUGCAUGCAAAGACUACUCUAACAGAUGAUUUUGAACAAGGCAAGCUUGGUAUUCUCAACCAAAUUAACAAUAGUGGUAAAAUGAACCUGCAUCGUUUAGAACUCCAGACAUUGGUGGCCAAAACCAAAGAGAACACCAAACGAUUGAAAAAAUACAGUAUUCUAGCUUUAACUUGAAAGACUUACUUUUGAACCCUUUUCUGCUCAUUUAUUGUGUCAGACUUUUUUAUAGCUUACUGCAUGUCCAAAUUGACUGAUUAUAUCGACAAUGGCUUGAGCUGUUGAAAUUAACCUUUUCUCCUCCUUUUCCUAAAAGAAAAAAAAAUUGCCAAAGCUGCUUAGUGCUAGUCUCAUCUUGGUGCUGCAUGUUUUUUUAUGCAUAUCUUUAUACUGUUAUCAUCUUUGGGUAGAUGUAUUAUAGCCAUGUCAUUUUGUAAUUUUGUCCAAACAAAUUGUGAGCAUCUAUUUUGUUGCACCUAAAAUGUUUGUGCUCCCUUCCCUUUUUUUUGUUUUUAAAUUUAUUAUAAAUUUUAUAUUAUACAAACAUUCAACGGUCCCUUAUGGCAGUCAAAAAUAAUAUUUAUUAAUUGCCUAAAAAUUCAAAACACACUUCUUUAACAGUGCUACUCCAAAGCGCAAUUAUGUAAAGAAAAUUUUCUGCUGGGCAGUAAAUUUGACUCAUUUUGGGAUGCUCACUUUUGUUUAAUGUUAACUGUGUGACCAGUUAUAAUAACUGAAGUGCCAAAUGAACGACUUUAAUAAAUGCACUUUGAAAGAAUCA